Molecule: messenger RNA, 759 nt
Organism: Gilbertella persicaria
Lineage: Eukaryota; Fungi; Mucoromycota; Mucoromycetes; Mucorales; Choanephoraceae
Exons: 1
Coding region: 245-475 (76 amino acids)
Source: RefSeq, a predicted model, not a curated record
GCGUUGUUAUUUGGAUGUGUAUCUGUAAUUAUCUAAAUGCCUCUGAGACGAAUUGUGUAAGUUUCAGUGAUAUAAGUUUUCGAGCUGUCGCUGAAAAAUAAGCAGACGUCCGCUACCUUUCCAAGUGGAUAAAGCAGUUGUCAUCACAUCUUUCGCAGGAACGACCAACGGUACUUUGAUUUCUCUUUCGGUAUAAGCUAAUGGUCUCCACUUAUUUGAUCUAUUAAAAAGAAAAAACGACCUGAUGAUUGCUUUUUUGGUUCAUUUCUUGUUGUGUUUGGAACAUUUUCCACUCUUCUUUUUCUUUUUCUUUUUGCUCGAUUAUAUUCUGAGCUACCAUGAAUUAGAAUGUCCACUAGUCUUCGUUAUAGCUGAAAGUAAACAACGGCUUAUUUUAUCUGAAUUGUGCAAGUACAUCCUAAAUGCAUGCUUUUUCUCAUUUACUAAUCGUUGCUCUAUAUAUCGAUGGUUUUGAUCAGAAAUAUUUAUCCUUGGAGUUGAUGCUCUCUUGAUGUUAACUUAUUAUUCCCAUUAUAAUAAACUGGAUGUCAAGAGCAUAACUAUAACGGACAGACUCAGAUCUUUUGUCUCUUGAUAGGAGAUAGCUAUGCCUGUGGAUAAUGCUUAAAUAUAUUCUCCUGAUGUUGUUUAUUACGCUAUCUUAGAGAGGAGCUACGUACCAUUAUACGCUCUUUUUUAUUUGUCUGUCUGAUUUUUUAUGAUUGAAUAAAAAGUAAUAAUCGAUAUAGACAAAGAGAA